CUCCGGCCCACGGGAGCAGGUUCACUGUUGCCUAGGGGAAUGGGAAGCCGCCUUUAUUUGGCCCCACCCACUUUCUUCACACCCUUUCCUCGAAAAUCAGCUCCGUCUCCUGUCCUCUCCAACCAGAGUGUUUCUCUGGCUCCACCCUCCUCAGCGAUGCAGCCAAUAAUCCCAGGCCCUGACGCCACACCUUCCAACCAGCUACGUCCCACUCCUGCUCGGCCAAUCAGCGCCCUCGGCCUCCGCGCCCCGCCCCCCUCGCCGCCGCCUCCUUUCCACUCCGUCCGCCUCCGGCCAGAGGGCAAUGCGGCGGGGGAGAGGGGGCAGGCCCCUCCUCCUUUGUCCGCCCUGCCCUCCCAUUGGCCGGAGCGGGGGAACAGGGGCGGAGCCCGGAACAGGGGAGGAAACCAGCAGCCUGGGGGCGGAGCCGGGCAGCCCUAGCGGGGGCAAGGCUGCUCGCGCUCGGCGGGGCCGGUGCGUGGGGCAGCAGGCAAGCUCCAGCUCGAGCUGCCAGCCCCGGGCCCGCCGGUGCCAUGGACGGCCUGCGCCAGCGCUUCGAGCGCUUUCUGGAACAGAAGAACUUUGUCACCGAAGCGCUCGGAGCGCUCGAAGCCAAGAUCGGUGUCGAGAAGCGGUAUCUGGCCGCGGGAGUCGUCAUUCUGCUAAGCUUGUACCUUCUGUUCGGCUACGGGGCAUCUCUGCUGUGCAACCUGAUCGGAUUUGUAUACCCCGCAUAUGCUUCAGUCAGAGCCAUCGAGAGCCCAGGCAGAGACGACGAUACCGUGUGGCUCACCUACUGGGUGGUGUACGCUGUGUUCGGACUGAUGGAGUUUUUCAGCGACCUACUCCUGUUUUGGUUCCCUUUCUACUACGCGGGCAAGUGCGCCUUCCUGUUGUUCUGCAUGACGCCGGGGCCCUGGAACGGGGCUCUAGUCCUGUAUCAUCACGUGGUGCGUCCAGUGUUCCUAAAACACCACGCGGCCGUGGACAGCGCCGUGAGCCAAAUCAGCGGCCGAGUCCUGGACGUGGCAGCCGGAAUAGCCAGGGACGUGCUUCAGGCCCUGGCCCGCGGCCGGGCGCACGUCACCCCAGUGCCGGCAGCGGAGCCUCCAGUGGCCCUGGAAGCCCCCCCCAAGGCAAGCCAGAGCCCGCAGCUGAAGGACAAGUGAAGCCGCCCUCCAGCUCUGGCACGGACCAGUCCAGCAGGAAGGGGCGCACACCAGGCACCCAGCUCCCCACACCAGGCACCCAGCACCCCACAGCAGGCACCCAGUAUCCCACAGCAGGCACCUACCACCCCACAGCAGGCACCCAGUAUCCCACAGCAGGCACCUACCACCCCACAGCAGGCACCCAGCACCCCACAUCAGGCAUCCACCAAUCUACAUCAGGCAUCCACCACUCCACAUCAGGCACCCAGCACCCCACAUCAGGCACCCAGCACCCCACAUCAGGCACCCAGCACCCCACAUCAGGCAUCCACCACUCCACAUCAGGUACCCAGCACCCCACAGCAGGCACCUACUACUCCAUAUCCGGCACCCAGCAUCCCACAACAGGCACCUACCACUCCACAUCAGGCACCCAGCACCUCACAGCAGGCACCUACUACUCCACAUCAGGCACCCAGCAUCCCACAGCAAGCACCUACUACUCCACAUCAGGCACCCAGCACCCCACAGCAGGCACCCAGCACCCCAUAGCAGGCACCUACCACUCCACAUCAGGCACCCAGCACCCCACAGCAGGAACCUACUAUUCCACAUCAGGCACCCAGCACCCCAUAGCAGGCACCCAGCACCCCAUAGCAGGCACCCAGCACCCCAUAGCAGGCACCCAGCACCCCACAGCAGGCACCUACCACCCCAUAGCAGGCACCCUGCACUCCACAGCAGGCACCUACCACCCCACAGCAGGCACCCAGCACCCAACAUCAGGCACCUACCACCCCACAGCAGGCACCCACCACCCCACGGAGCCCUCUGCAGAUUCCCAGGCAGAGCCUCGGGCGGGGCACUCAAGUCCCAUCCGGCCCACCGGGAGCCCCCUCUCUGCUGCCUCCACAGAGUCUCACUCACUGACCACCCCCAGCUCCAUGUCCCAGGGCCAGGCAGUCUCUGGCUCUACCAGUGGCUCCCAGGUGGCCAGAAAGACACAGAUUCAGCCCCAGCCCCGCACUGGCUUCUCCAACUCGGCCCCGGUGCCCUCCCCGCAGGCCGCGGGGUCCUCAGGGACCGGGCGGGGCCCCAGCACCACCUCCAAUCAGGACCCGUCCCUUGGCCAGUCUCCUAGUAGCACCACCACCCCCUCGCAGUCCCCCAGCAAGCUGCCCAGCGGGCCCCGCAACACAGCCUCCAAGGGCAGCUUCCCGCAGCAGAAGGAGGCCGCCACCAGCACCUCGGGACCCAGGUCGCCCGUCCCCUCCCAUUCUGAGUCCUCGCUGGAGUUGGAGUGCUCCUCGGAGUCCACCACCGAGAUCACCUACACCUGGCCACACUACCGACACCAGCUGCCCUGCCGCCGGCCCUGCUGGCUCCUGAAACACCUGGCCUACUAGGCACCAGCUGGACGUGCCCAAUAAAGUUCCGGCCCCA
Ictidomys tridecemlineatus (thirteen-lined ground squirrel) is the source of this 2594-nucleotide messenger RNA. The record is from RefSeq and is a predicted model, not a curated record. NCBI's taxonomy places the organism in Eukaryota, Metazoa, Chordata, Mammalia, Rodentia, Sciuridae.